Molecule: messenger RNA, 873 nt
Organism: Penicillium waksmanii
Lineage: Eukaryota; Fungi; Ascomycota; Eurotiomycetes; Eurotiales; Aspergillaceae
Product: S-adenosyl-L-methionine-dependent methyltransferase
Exons: 4
Coding region: 1-873 (290 amino acids)
Molecular function (GO): methyltransferase activity
Source: RefSeq, a predicted model, not a curated record
AUGUCAACAUCCUUCAAGUUGCACCCGAAGCCACAAACCGACGAGGCCCCCAGGGCGUAUCCCCUGUCAAAUAAUUCAACCGUAGAGACGAGUCGCUUAGACUAUCAACAUGCGGUUUUCACCAUUCGAACUCGCGGACUCCACCGUGCUUCAUUCUCCAAAUCCCCACGCCGGGUACUCGAUCUUGGAUGUGGAACAGGAAUUUGGACUCGUCAGUUCGCUGCCAAGCAUCCAGAUUCAACAGCUCUGGGCGUCGACCUGAAUCUAGCAUUGGCAGAUGAAACCGACGAGAACAAACUUCCUCAAAAUUGCUCAUUCAUCACAGCAGAUAUCGAGAAAGAAUGGGAAUUCUCUUCUCAGUCAGACUAUAUCUACAUGAGAAUGAUCAUGAUCGCCGUGAAAGACUGGCCUGCAUUGCUUCGGCGGACUUUUGCUAAUCUGAACCCCGGGGGUCAAGUAGAAGUGUUCGACGGAUUGAUGCAUCUAACGGCGGAUGACGGAAGCACCGCGGCGAAUUCAGCAGCGAUUCACUGGUUCGAACUCUCCAAGGAGUAUCUCGCGAAACACGAAAUUGCAUGGGAUCUUUCUCGGAAUCUCCCCGAGCAAAUGACCAAGGCUGGAUUCGAAGUGAUCGAAAGUGAGACUAUCAAGAUGCGCUUGUAUCCGGAUAGUCGAGACCCGGAAGCUGAUCGCGACUGGGUCGCUGCAAAUUAUCGCAAAGAUAUCUCUGACAUUGUUCACGGAAUGACCAAGCGCAUGCGAACGGAUCUCGCCAGUCGAAUGUCGCCAGAUGAGUGGGACACCCUGGAACAGAACGCUAAACGCGAAAUCCUGGAGGAGUCUGAACAGCGAGGCUUCCAUACUACACUGUAA